GAGAGGAGAAGAAGUAAAAAGCGAGCGCGGAGAGGGGAUUGGUCUGCGGCGGCCGUGAAAAUGCGACACUCGUACCUGCUGCCGCUGAAAGAGCGACAGCCUGCAAGAGCCGCGGGCGCUGCGAUGCUAAUGUUGUCGGGGGCUUUGACUUCUCCCAGCCAUUGCGAGCGAGCUGCUCCGCCUGACAGCCACGCUCUCCCCGCGCGUCCUCCUCCUCGCAGUCCUCCCGAGAAAAAAGCACGGCAAGGAGGGGAAAAGACAACAAAUCAAAUCUCGUGACACUCGGAGGGGGGGGGGAGGGUGGAGAGAAAGGACAAAAAAAAGAAGAAAAGAAUGGACGAGACGGAUAUCAUGGACCUGACGCAUCAGAAGGCGAGGAAGCGGCCGCGGCCAAUCACCUCCGCGGACGAGGCGGCUGCGGCGGCGACGGCGGCGGCGCACGCUCCGCUCAAACGAGCCCCGAUGCGGGCGCCGGAGUGCCGCGAGACGUCGCUCAUGUACGCGGUGCGCGGAGAGCCGCUGCCCGCCGCCUCGCUCAAGCAGAAUGACCACUCGGUGACCUCGUCGCCCACCGGCGUCAUGCCGGCGCAGGAUAAUCGCUCCAGUAUGUCCCGGCCCAUGAUCACACGCUCGCCAGUGUCUCCCUUGAGCAACCAGGGCAUCCCCACGCCGGCGCAGCUCACCAAGUCCAACGCGCCGGUGCACAUCGACGUGGGCGGACACAUGUACACCAGCAGCCUGGCCACGCUCACCAAAUUCCCCGAAUCCCGAAUCGGCCGCCUCUUCGAUGGCACCGAGCCCAUCGUGCUGGACAGCCUGAAGCAGCACUACUUCAUCGACAGGGACGGACACAUGUUCCGCUACAUCCUCAACUUCCUCAGGACGUCCAAGCUGCUCAUCCCGGACGACUUCAAAGACUACAGCCUGCUGUACGAGGAGGCCCGAUACUUCCAGCUGCAGCCCAUGCUGGCCGAGCUGGAGCGCUGGCGCCAGGACCAGGAGCUGGGCCGGGUGUCGCGCCCGUGCGAGUGCGUGGUGGUGCGCGUGGCGCCCGACCUGGGCGAGAGGAUCACGCUCAGCGGCGACAAGGCGCUGAUCGAGGACGUCUUUCCCGAGAUCGGCGACGUCAUGUGCAACUCGGUCAACGCCGGUUGGAACCACGACUCCACGCACGUCAUCCGCUUCCCGCUCAACGGGUACUGCCACCUCAACUCCGUCCAGGUUCUGGAGCGCCUGCAGCAGCGAGGCUUCGAGAUCGCCGGCUCCUGCGGGGGAGGCGUGGAUUCGUCCCAAUUCAGCGAGUACGUUCUGAGGCGGGAACUGAGGAGGACGGCUCAGCGAGGGGGGCCCAAUUCCAAUAGGAUAAAGCAAGAGCAGCUGGAUUAGAGACUGCCGGACUUUUUCCACUACUCUGGACUCUUCUCCACUUUUUCUUCAUUGGGUUUUUUUUUUUUUUUUCUCGUCAGUGUUUUUGUUUUCUUAUAAAAUCAUCUAGAGAAUUAAAAAAAAAAAAAAGUGCAUCUGCGACAUUUGAGUUAGAGAUUGCGAGGACGUUUGUGAUUGUCUCCCACCCCACCCCGUAAAACGCAAUUGAGAAAGAUUUAUAUAUGUUCUAUCCCUAAAUAAAGUUUGUUUUAAAACUUUGAACCUACAUUAGGUUGAAUAUGUUUUGAAAUCGGAAUAGUGGCUCGCAGAUGAGAGGUUGUGGGUCCAAAUCUCAGCCUCAGCCGCUCCUGUGUGGCGCUUGCAAGGUCUCCAUGUGCUCGCAUGCGCUAAUUGAAGACUAAAUUGUCUAUAGGUGGGAAUAAAAACAUUUGUGUGUGACCUGCGAUUAACUGGCAACUUGUGUAAAGUGUGCGGCGCUUCUCAGCCAAGUCCAGCUGGGAUCGGCUCCAGCCCACCUGCGACCAAUCGAGGACAAGCGCUAGGGAAAAAAAAAAAAAAAGGACGGAUGCACGAUCGGAAAUUGUGCUCCGUGAAUCAAUUUAGCGGGAUUCCCAACCGCUCGUCGGCGACCAAUCGACGUGCUCGCCUCACCGGCGCGGUGGAGAAGUGUGGGCGUGGUUACGGCUCGCUGAAGCUCACUCGCGCGUUGCUUCCGGUGCAUCCGGUACCCAAUUGGCCAGCGCAUCUUUUUCACACCGAAUAUUGUGAUACCAAUGAAGUGUUUUGUACUUUAAUAUUUUUUUUUUUAAUUACAUAAAAGAGAAUACAUUUCGAUUGAAAGCUGACGCUGAUUAUUUAAUUGAGGAAUGACCGUUUCGUGACAUAACAACGCGUCCCUUAAAGCCAUCACGGGAAUGAAAAUAAUCAGAUGGUAACAACAAGACUGUCAAUGUUUUCAUUGUUUUUUGUUUUUAAAAAACAAAAAAAAAAAAAAAAAAAAAAAAAAAAAUCAACAUUUUUAUGGAAAUUUGCUGGCCGAGACAUGUCGGAAUUCCAUUUUUUGCCCACUUGAAAAUGAUCUCCAUUUGUAGCACAUGAAGUUGGAUUCUUUUCCAAGAUGACUGACUGACCUCCGCUCCCUGGUUUUGCGGAAAAGAGGAAUGUAGCAAAAAAAUAAUACAAAAUAAAU
Syngnathoides biaculeatus (alligator pipefish) is the source of this 2575-nucleotide messenger RNA. RefSeq names its product potassium channel tetramerization domain containing 1 (gene kctd1). NCBI's taxonomy places the organism in Eukaryota, Metazoa, Chordata, Actinopteri, Syngnathiformes, Syngnathidae. The record is from RefSeq and is a predicted model, not a curated record. Gene Ontology annotation, biological process: negative regulation of DNA-templated transcription; protein homooligomerization. Gene Ontology annotation, cellular component: nucleus. Bases 334 to 1386 code for a protein of 350 amino acids. Gene Ontology annotation, molecular function: transcription corepressor activity; transcription factor binding. The transcript is spliced from 5 exons.